AUGAAAAAAGAGCAGGAAAUGGAAGUGGCAGAUAAAGGAGCCGAACAUUUAUGUCGUCGUUGUAAAUUUGUUUUGUUUUUGUUGCGGGAUGAAUCCAUGCAAAUGGAACCAGAAGUACCCCAAAAUAAAAUCGUGUACAAAAGCCGUGUAAAGUGUUCUCCACCCAAAGUAAAACCAGAAUUAAAAUGUACCAAAUGUUCAUUUAAAACAAAUUCGGUAGAGGAGCUUUGUUUGCAUUCUACAACGCACCUUUUUCAAAAAUGUCCUUACUGUACAUUAUCAUUUAUAUCGAAUAUAUUUUUGCAACGACACGUACUGUGGAAACACCAAAAACAAAAUGAUGUUGAGAAAAAAAUUACCAAUUUUUCUCAAACAUACGAUUGCAAAAGGCGUAUAUUUAAUACAGCAAACAUAAGAAGGAAUAACAAUCAUACACUUACAUUUAGACAUGAAAUACAAUGUUCCCAAUGUUCUUAUUUAACAAACAUAAGAAAGGAAUUUGAGCUGCACUACAAAAAACAUGUUGAUAAAAACUUAACGUGUCCUUAUUGUGACUUAAAAACAACCAAUACUCGCCAUUUGCAACAACAUGUGUUUUGUACUCAUAAGCAUCAAAAUGAAACCGAAAAAAGGGUCGAAGUUGCCACCGCAUCAUUAAAUUGCAAAAAAUGCAACUUUUGUACAGUAAGGGAAUGUUUUAUGGAAUUAGAACCAGGAGAAGCACCCCAAAACAGAUACAAUUGCAAAUUGUGUGCAUUUGGGACAACAGAUUUUCAAACAUAUUCAUGCCAUAUAAGGAUAUUUUGCAAGCACCCCCCAAAAAGGUCCAAAUUAAAAUUCAGCCAUUGCCCGUAUUGUGACUUGAAAGUGAACACGAAUUUCUCGUUGCAAACGCAUGUGUUUAGCAAACACAGGGAACUAAACGAUGUUGAAAAAAAAAUUGAAUUCACUUACAAUAUUUUGAACUGUAAUAACUGUAAAUUUUCCGCAGUAGUGCCAAGUGCGUUUGAAAGGCAUAUAAAAAAGUGUGUUAAAAUAAAAACAGAAAUAAAAUGUUCGUAUAAAAAAUGUUCAUAUAAAUCAAAUUCAGUUCAGAAGUACUAUUUGCAUUAUAAGAUGCACAAUGCCCAAAAAUGUCCAUAUUGUGUUAGUCAAUUUAUGUCGAAGGUUGGAUUGCAAGGGCAUGUGCUUGAUAAACACAAAACAAUAAAUGAUGUGGAGAAAAAAAUUACCCUCACUUGUAAAAUAUACGAGUGUACAAAUUGUGCUUUUUCCUCAAUGAAUUUAAAAUUAUUUAAAACCCACAUGGACUCCUGCCUCAACGUCAAAAUAUAUAAAUGUAAAAAAUGUAAAUUUCAUUCAAAGAAUAUAGAAACUUACAUAAAACAUACAUGUCAAGUUAUAGGAGAAAUAAAAUGCGACCAAUGUUUGUACAAAACGAACAUAAAAAAGGAAUUUCAGGCGCACUAUCAGCAACAUAUUGAUGAAAACCUGACUUGUCCUUAUUGUGGCCUAAAAACUACUAGGACUCGUGAUUUACAAGAGCAUGUUUUUAGCAAGCAUAAGCGACAGAAUCAAAUCGAAAAUAAAGUCGAAGUUACCGUCGCCUCAUUAAAUUGUAAAAAAUGCUCUUUCAACACUGUAAGGAACGACAUUUUUGCAACUCAUGUAAAAUUGUGUAAUGCAAGAAUUCCUUAGCAAGUUUUUACACCACUGGUAACUACACUCACAGGCA
Molecule: messenger RNA, 1735 nt
Organism: Brassicogethes aeneus
Lineage: Eukaryota; Metazoa; Arthropoda; Insecta; Coleoptera; Nitidulidae
Source: the annotation of a GenBank genome assembly